Molecule: messenger RNA, 1254 nt
Organism: Ilex paraguariensis (yerba mate)
Lineage: Eukaryota; Viridiplantae; Streptophyta; Magnoliopsida; Aquifoliales; Aquifoliaceae
Source: the annotation of a GenBank genome assembly
GGUUAAAUUUAUAGUUGGUGCAUGUUACCCGUCAGUAACUUUCCAACCGGACAACACACCCAUUGGGACGCCAAAUCCACUUUGGUAAGUCAAUAUCUAAGCUUUCGUCAAUCAUUCGAUCUCUUGUAAGUUAUAACCCGCCUUCUUCCUAACUUCCAUUCUCCAAUCUCUAUCUCUCCACCUUGUCCGCGUUCAUACCAACUCCCAUUUCCUUUGACCCUGUCCACACCCCUCUUCAGUUUCCUCUCUGUCGUCUGUACCCUUCUCUCUCUCUCUCUUGCACUUCCUCUCUACAAUGUUGAUGCUAGUGAAUUGUUCAAACUGUAGGACACCAUUACAGCUCCCACCAGGGGCCAAGUCAAUCAUAUGCGCCGUGUGUCACGCCAUCACUCACAUCGCCGACCCUCGCAGCGGCCCACCGCCACCACCUCCGCCGUACUCCACCUCCAACUACCAUUACGCUCCGCCGCCACCCCCGCCGGUGUUGUCGGCUCCGUCGCCUUACAACCACGCGCCUCAGGGUCAACCUCCGGCGGCCCACGGCCAUAAGAGAGCUGUGAUUUGCGGGAUAUCGUAUAAAAACUCGAGGUACGAGCUGAAAGGAUGCAUCAAUGACGCCAAGUGUAUGAAGUUCUUGCUGGUCAACCGAUUCAAGUUCCCUGAGUCCUCCAUUCUCAUGCUCACUGAAGAAGAAACCGAUCCAUAUAGGCGUCCAACAAAACAUAACAUCAGGAUGGCAAUGCAUUGGCUUGUACAAGGUUGUCAGCCAGGAGAUUCCCUAGUUUUCCAUUAUUCUGGCCAUGGUUCACAACAAAGAAAUUACACUGGAGAUGAGGUAGAUGGAUUUGAUGAGACACUUUGUCCACUAGAUUUUGAAGCACAAGGAAUGAUUGUGGACGAUGAGAUCAAUGCGACUAUUGUCAGACCUCUUGCUCGUGAGGUUAAGCUUCAUGCUAUUAUAGAUGCUUGCCACAGUGGCACUAUGUUGGAUUUACCAUAUCUUUGUAGGAUGGACAGGAGUGGUCGCUAUGUAUGGGAGGACCAUCGUCCUCCAUCUGGCGUCUGGAAAGGAACAAAUGGUGGGGAAGUCAUUUCCUUCAGUGGCUGUGAUGAUGAUCAAACCUCUGCUGAUACAUCUGUAAAGUUUUAGUCAUUCAUUGAUUUCUUCCUUUAUCAAUAUGAUUGAAUUACUUGGAAUUUUAGUUUCCGCUUGCCUGGAGUAAAAACAUCCAUAGCUAAGCUUUAUUUGGACAG